This is a messenger RNA of Euleptes europaea (tarantolino), 2369 nucleotides long. It is a transcript of the gene MYOT, whose product is annotated as myotilin. Lineage: Eukaryota; Metazoa; Chordata; Lepidosauria; Squamata; Sphaerodactylidae. The transcript is spliced from 15 exons. Bases 95 to 1933 code for a protein of 612 amino acids. Gene Ontology annotation, molecular function: cell-cell adhesion mediator activity. Gene Ontology annotation, cellular component: plasma membrane; axon. The record is from RefSeq and is a predicted model, not a curated record. Gene Ontology annotation, biological process: homophilic cell-cell adhesion; dendrite self-avoidance; axon guidance.
GCCUGAUUUAUAUAUUGUUUCCUGUAGGUUUAUAGGGAAAUCCUGACCAAGCCCUUCCCUCUGAGUCCUGGCAUUCAGGCAGGGCCACCAAGGAAUGUCACAGACCAAGCGGAAAACCUCCAGUCUUUCCCUGACCAUUGGUUCCCCAGCCAAUGAAGAGUCUAGCAGCAGCAAUAAAGCCCGUCACAGUUAUUCCACAUUAAUUCAGCCAUUAUCCAUUGACCCUCAAAGAAUGCAGAGUCCACUGAAAAAGCAGACUGGAUCUGCCUGUGAAGCAGCUCCUGUCUUUGUAAAGGGCCUACAAAACAUUAGAGCAACCAAAGGACAGCUAGUGGUGUUUGAAUGUCGAAUACGAGCAACGCCCACUUUCCAAGUUCGCUGGUACAGAGAGAAUAAUCAAAUAAUCGAUUCUGCAGACUUCCGAAUAUUAAGAAAAAAAGCCUGCUUAUCCCUGGUCCCUGAGGAAGUUUGCACCUUGGUGAUCACAGAAGCGUUCCCUGAAGAUUCUGGCCUAUUUAGAUGUGUUGCUGAAAAUGAGUUUGGCUCAGUGGCGUCCGGUGCAUGCCUUCUCGUUUUCCCAGGAACAGAAGAAGAUUUAAAAACCACUCCAAUAUCAGAAGCACCAGCUAUAAUGAACAUCACCCCUGCAUCAAAGAGCGAAUACUGGUCCAAUGCUAUGCCCCAAAUGCCUGAUGCUGACCCAGCAAACCAAGUGGAGCAUGCAAGUUCCUGGUGGCAGAAUUAUGGGGAUGAGAGCAAGGAUUUCUGUAACAUGUAUGAAAACCCUUCAAAGAACUCAAAUUACUGCAGUUAUUCAAAGCCUAUGUACAAGAAGCAAGCUAGCAGCACAAAGCAAGUGCAGAAGACUUCUGACAGAGAGAUACAAGGAACGAAAGACGCUCUCAUUCAAGACCUGGAAAGGAAGCUACGAUGCAAAGAUAACCUUCUCCACAACGGCAACCAACGUUUAAGCUACGAGGAGAGAAUGGCUCGUCGGUUACUUGGACCUGAAAAUGCCGCAUCUGUUUUUGAAUCACAGAGUGAGGAAAAUGUGCAGGAUGCACAGCAACAGAAUGUAGAAAGCGCAAGACUGCAAGUACCUGCACCACAAACCAGGAGCAGACCAUCUUCAAGAGGGGAGAGGAGUGAGCAUGGCUCUAUCCAGGAGAAGUUUUUUCAGCCACGUUUUGUGCAAGUGCCUGAAGACUUAACAGUUGAAGAGGGACGAUUCUGCAGGAUUGACUUCAAGGUCAGUGGGCUACCAACUCCAGAUGUGGCAUGGUAUUUAAAUGGCCGGAUGGUUCACCCAGAUGAUUUUCAUAAAAUGAUUGUAUCGGAAAAAGGCUUCCACUCAUUCAUUUUUGAAGUUGUUCGCGUCUCUGAUGCAGGAACAUGGGAGUGUGUAGCUUUUAAUCGUGCUGGAGAAGCUACUUUCACAGUAAAACUGGAUGUAAUUGCACGAGAACAUCGGAAAGCUCCGGCUUUCAUCUUUAAACCACAAAGUACAAAAGUUUAUGAAGGGGAUUCAGCCAGACUCGAAUGCCAAGUCUCUGCUAUCCCUCCACCACAGAUCUACUGGAAAAGAAAUAAUGAAAUGGUACAGUUCAAUACAGACCGAAUAAGUAUGUUUCAUGAUGCUUCCGGGAAAGUCUGCUUGUUGAUCCACAAUGUAAUUAAGAAAGAUGCUGGCUGGUACACAGUAUCUGCAGUCAAUGAAGCAGGAGUGGCAACUUGUCAUGCCAGAUUGGAUGUGGCCACUCACACAUACAAACCACUUCCACAUCCAAAGCAACUGAGGGUUCGACCAACUUUUAGCAAAUACUUGGCGCUGAACGGCAAAGGUUUGGAUGUGAAACAAGCUUUCCUGCCUGAUGAAGGCGAGUUCCAGCGUAUGGCGGCACAGUCCGGACUCUAUGAGAGUGACGAACUUUAAUUGAAAAACAAGGAAGAGAAGUUCUAGGGCUCCUGCCACAGACAUUUAGGUAUGGCACAUAGGUGCAAUUAAGUGGUAGUUGCACUGAUAGGAAACAUAUCUAAUACAUUUUUAAUUUAUAUUUUGACUCCGGCUCUUACUUCCUGCUGUUGUGACUUACAAAUUUGUGAAAAAUCAAUCUUGUGUGACUGUAGCAGUGGGAAAUAUCAAAUGUUUGUAUUUGUAAAGGCCAAGACUCCAGGCAGUGGAUGACUAUGAAAGUGCAGAGGUCUUGAAGGCAUCUAGACUCAGUCACAAGAUGUUUUUAAAAGUGGUUUUUAUUUGUACUGCUUUGUUAAUAUGACUCCCGAUAGUAUUACAAUUUUCUGCUGGCUGAAUACUAAACAUAACUUGAGUGUUUUUAAUGAAAGUUGUAUGUUGAUGCAAAUAAAGUUUU